Messenger RNA from Trypanosoma brucei brucei TREU927, 1380 nucleotides. RefSeq lists its product as hypothetical. The coding region runs from base 1 to 1380 and encodes 459 amino acids. The record is from RefSeq and is a predicted model, not a curated record. The transcript has a single exon. Lineage: Eukaryota; Euglenozoa; Kinetoplastea; Trypanosomatida; Trypanosomatidae.
AUGGGAACUUCGUCCACCGACCUAACCGUUGUUUCACCGGAUGCCGUUGUGUUAAGCUAUAGAAAUUCUGAUGAUAUUAUUGCGACACCUUGCGAAUUAGAUCAGCAACACCAGCAGCAGUUGCAACUGCAGUUGGAGCAGCAACUUCAUGGCAAUGUUGUAAUGGGUUGUGUGCAAAGCCUGAAGGCAAGUGAGGAUGCGUUUCCCGAAGCAUUUUCUCCCUCUGAAAGCAUUACAGGUAAUGUUGUUAUAGCAGAUACCUCACGCCACAAAUACUCAGAGUCUGAGAGGGAGUCCAAAAGUAGAAAAUGCGACUCUUCUGUGCCAUCGAUUGACUGGGAUGAUGUUAAUGACGCAACGAUGAGGCGGGUGCUUAGCGUCAUGAGUUUGAGUCAUGCUGACACUGGUGAGUCUUUUCGUUCCAUUAGUUUUGUUGACGCGGUUCGUGCGUUAAAGCAUGACAGAUCCUCAUGGGAACCAUAUGCGAUACCACUGCGUGCACGGGGGAGGGGGCGAUGUCUUCGGUUGCGUGGUUUCCUGAGAAAAGUGUUCUUUUGUUGUAACAGCUCCUCAUCACUCGACAGUCAAACCAACGCGGAUGCUCCCAUAGAUCCCAAAAAUCCGAAACAGGUUCUCCAGCAGGAUGUGGAUUUUUGCUCAACACUUCCUUCUAUGCCAUUUGACCACAGUAAUCCCAUUCACCGACGGCUGCUCAUAACACUUCGCAAUGUAUUGAUUCGUGACGCCGAGGAGCACAAUGGCAAUGUCUGGAAUGAGUGGGAGAAGCUUGGGUUUCAAGGGAGUGAUCCGGCAACUGACCUUCGCUCUACGGGGUUGUUUGGUUUGUUGCAGUUAGUGUUUCUUCUUGAGUACUAUAGAGCAUUCGGUUUUCGCUUGUGGGACACGUGUAUAAAAAAGGGGGAGGAUGGUGACAACGUUUUUGAGGAGCUUCCGUUUGUUUUAAUCGGAUUUAAUUUUACCGGUGUGGUACUUGAUCAGCUGAAGGAUACACGAACUCAUGCAGAGAUGAUGCGGCGAGCGCGAAGUUCUGGUGGUGAAGGUAGAGGGGGUAAGCAAAACAUAUCCCCUCUACCGUUGCAUCCGCAGUGUGAGGAAACCCUGCGGCGUGAAUUUCCUUUUUUAAUUACGUGCUGUGAAUAUUAUGUUGGUUGCUUAUUUCAGUUCCUGGAGCUAUGGCUGGAGCUGAAGAAGCAGCGGGGAGGGCGGGCUCCAAUGAUAGGUGAUUUUAAUGUCGUUAAGGUGAAGCUGUGCGCAAGUAUCAAGCGAAAAGGGGCUCCACAAAUAUUUAGUGCGUGCAGCAGUGCCCGGCAUCCAGUUCCUUCCCCAGAAGGGGAUCAUGAUGAUAAUAAUGAAGAGUGA